Molecule: messenger RNA, 2784 nt
Organism: Cydia splendana
Lineage: Eukaryota; Metazoa; Arthropoda; Insecta; Lepidoptera; Tortricidae
Exons: 4
Coding region: 1-2784 (927 amino acids)
Source: RefSeq, a predicted model, not a curated record
AUGUGCUACGGCCUGGAACUAUGGGGAACAGCAGCAGAAUGGCACCGCGUCUUCGUCCUACAGAAACGUGCGGAAAACCCUGACUGUUUGAGUUCCGAAUUGUUUAAUUGUAUUAAAAAGGAAGUUGAUGCCUGUUUCAUACAGAAAAAGGUGCAAGGCAAGGCCAAGACUAAAUUUAGCGACUGGGCUACACCGGAUAUUCACGAGAAAAGACGCCGGCUCUACGACUUAUAUGAUUUAAAGGCAACUGAUAAAAGACCGGAAUUUCUGGAGUUUAACACCCACACUGGUGACCACGACAACAAGAACAUGGCUAACCUAAAUGGUGAUAAUUCCGUCAAGAUGCCUCCCGAAAACGACGCCGAAACUAACGCGCAACCGCAAGCGGACGGCCUAGCACCCGUCCUGCUUCCACCAACGCAGCAGAUAACCGUACCUGUCUCGCUCCCACCUGCGCAGCAGAACACUGCGCCCGCCUCGCUCCCGCUCAGCGCCCGGCCAAGUGCGCAGCUGGCCGGCGCUUCAACGACCCAGGUGAACAACACCGAAGCUGAAUUUUCUCAACUUACGCAGGCAAGUUUAUUCCGAAUUGGAAUUAAAGUACCAGCGUUCUGGGCGGAUAACCCUGCGGUGUGGUUUGCGCAACUAGAGGCUCAGUUCGAUCUCGCACGUAUCACAUCCGACUCCACAAAAUUUUACCACGCUAUGGCGCAACUAGAACGUGAAAUCGCUGCAGAAGUAGAGGACAUUAUUAUCAACCCACCGAAGGAAAAUAAAUAUCUUACGCUGAAAACAGAGUUGAUACGUAGACUGUCCGUGUCACAACAACAGAAAGAGAAGCAGCUUCUGAUGCAUGAGGAGUUGGGUAGUAGAAAACCAUCUCAGUUUCUUCGCCACCUGAUUCACCUCGCUGGCCCAACUAAAUUACCAGAAAAUUUCAUACGCACUGUUUGGUCCAGCAGGCUCCCACUCCACUUACAAACUGUAGUAGCUCAACACCCAGAUAUUCCUCUGGCAAAGUUGUCAGAAUUAGCAGAUCACAUUCAUGAGAUUGCCUCGCCUAGCCCUCGCAUUGCGGAAGUGUCACCCACAGCUGCUCAAUUGCAACCGCACUUACCCGGCGCUACGCCUUCAACGUUAUCAGCGCACAACCCCUACUCUACGCCGCACCCGACGUCGCCUCUAGAGACGAUGUCCUUGCAGAUCGCUGAACUCACCCGACAGAUGGCAGCACUCACCAGUCACGUGUAUGAAGUUCGCUCUCGCUCCCAGACCAGGUCAUCCCGUCGAAGCAAUAGUCGUUCGCGUUCCAAGUCCGGGGCACGCUCACAAGUGCGCGACGAUGUCAGAGGUCGUCGAUCCAAAACCGACUUCCAGUUAUACGCCGCAAACGGUUCUAUCAUCGCAACAUACGGAUAUGCUCACCUGGAGCUGGACCUAGGCCUGCGACGUUGCUACCGCUGGCGAUUCAUUGUUGCGGACGUCACUAAAGCCAUAAUCGGAGUCGAUUUUCUGUCCCACUACAACCUCCUCGUCGACUGCACCAACAAGCGCCUCAUAGACUGCCUAACGUCGCUGCAUUCCCCAGCGAAACCCGUUCCAUCAUCAAAUACGAUAGCCUCAAUCAAGACUAUCAUUGGAGAAUCAAAAUACUACGAUAUUUUACGCGACUUCCCUGACGUCACUCGCCCGGCCGGCACCCAUCGUCAGUUGAACCACGGCACCGUUCAUCACAUACGUACAACACCCGGUCCGCCAGUCGUCAGCCCACCUCGUCGUCUAGCGCCAGACAAGCUGAAGAUAGCGAAAGCGGAAUUUCAGUCGAUGCUCGAAAGUGGAACAGCUCGACCUUCUGAAAGCCCAUGGUCUUCACCCUUACACCUCGCGCCGAAGAAAGAUAACGGAUGGCGUCCAUGCGGUGACUAUCGAAUGCUCAAUGCCCGCACCAUACCCGAUUGCUACCCCAUCCGUCACAUACAUGACUUUACACAGAACAUCACAGGCUGUAAAGUAUUCUCCACCAUCGAUCUCGUAAAAGCCUAUAACCAAAUCCCAGUCAACGAAGACGACAUCCCAAAAACUGCCAUUACUACGCCAUUUGGUAUGUACGAGUUCCCCUUCAUGACCUUCGGACUUCGAAACGCUGGUCAGACUUUCCAGAGGUUCGUCGACGAGAUGACGCGAGGACUAGACUUCUGCUACACAUACCUGGACGAUUUCCUGGUGUACUCUACGUGCCAUGAAGAGCAUGAAGACCACCUUCGCCAGUUGUUCUCCAGACUCCAGCAAUACGGUAUGGUUAUAAAUACAUCAAAAUGUGUCUUCGGGAAGUCGCAAGUUACUUUCCUCGGCUACAGUAUUUCGGCAGACGGUAUCAAACCUCUAGAAACAAAGGUUCAGGCCAUUAAGGAUUACCCUGUACCCAAGACGGUAAAGGAGCUUAGAAGAUUUUUGGGCAUGCUUAAUUUUUACCGCCGUUUCAUCCCACAUGCAGCCAAACUCCAAGCGCCGCUUAACGCUUUCUUGACUGGCUCCGUGAAAGGCUCACACCCCGUGGACAUAUCGGGUGAUGCACUCAUAGCAUUUGAGGACUGCAAGCAAAGCGUAUGCGAUGCAGCACUCCUAGCACACCCAGACUGCAAUGUUGAGCUCUCUUUAGUCACAGAUGCGUCUGACACAUCGAUCGGCGCAGCCAUACAUCAAUACAAAAACGGAGCAUGGCAGCCUCUGGCAUUUUUUUUCGCGCAAAUUAACUACAGCACAACAAAAAUAUUCUCCUUAUGA